AUGGACAAGCCGGCAAACAUUCGAAAUAUGUCGGUCAUUGCUCAUGUCGAUCACGGAAAAUCCACCCUCACGGACUCUCUCGUUCAACGCGCCGGUAUCAUCUCAGCAGCCAAGGCUGGCGAAGCAAGGUUUACAGACACACGCAAAGAUGAGCAAGACCGAUGUAUCACCAUCAAGUCAACAGCUAUCUCCCUAUACUCCCAUAUGGCCAACGAGGAGGAUCUGAAGGACAUCCCUCAAAAGGUGGAGGGCAACGACUUCUUGAUCAACCUCAUAGAUUCUCCUGGUCACGUUGACUUCUCAUCAGAAGUGACUGCUGCUCUUCGUGUCACGGAUGGAGCCCUUGUGGUUGUCGAUUGCGUUGAGGGCGUCUGCGUCCAAACAGAAACCGUGCUCCGGCAAGCGCUUGGUGAACGUAUCAAGCCCGUGGUCAUUAUCAACAAGGUAGAUCGUGCACUUUUGGAAUUACAAGUAGAGAAAGAAGAUCUCUAUCAAUCAUUCUCAAGAACGAUUGAGUCUGUCAACGUCAUCAUUUCCACCUAUUUCGACAAGGCACUCGGUGACGCCCAAGUCCAACCAUAUAAUGGCACAGUCGCUUUCGGUUCCGGUCUUCAUGGAUGGGGUUUCACUGUUCGCCAAUUUGCCGUCAAGUAUGCUAAGAAAUUCGGCGUCGAUAGAAAGAAGAUGAUGGACCGAUUAUGGGGCGACAACUUUUUCAACCCAAAAACAAAGAAAUGGACCAAAGUUGGCAGUCACGAGGGUGAAACACUCGAGCGCGCAUUCAAUACCUUCAUCCUGGACCCAAUAUUCCGUAUCUUCCGCUCGGUCAUGAAUUUCAAGAAGGACGAGAUUCCAAAGCUUCUGGAAAAAUUGGAAAUCAAAUUGACUGGCGAUGAGAAAGAUCUGGAAGGAAAGCAGCUCCUGAAGGUGGUAAUGCGGAAAUUCCUACCCGCCGCAGAUGCUCUGCUUGAGAUGAUGAUAAUCCACCUUCCAUCACCAAUCACAGCCCAAAAGUACCGUGCGGAGACUCUUUACGAGGGUCCCCCAGAUGAUGAAGCCUGUAUCGGUAUCCGUGACUGUGAUCCAAAGGCUCCACUCAUGCUCUACGUGUCUAAAAUGGUGCCAACGUCUGAUAAAGGCCGCUUCUAUGCUUUCGGUCGAGUCUUCGCAGGCACAGUCCGUUCUGGCCUUAAGGUCCGCAUCCAAGGUCCCAACUAUCAGCCCGGCAAGAAAGAGGACUUGUUUAUCAAAGCCAUCCAACGUACUAUUCUGAUGAUGGGACGGAAUAUCGAGCCAAUUGAAGACGUGCCGGCUGGUAACAUUCUUGGUUUGGUCGGUGUGGAUCAGUUCCUGCUUAAGUCGGGUACUCUGACAACUUCUGACACCGCGCACAAUCUCAAAGUCAUGAAAUUCUCCGUCUCACCUGUUGUUCAACGCUCCGUGGAAGUGAAGAACGCGAACGAUCUUCCCAAGCUGGUAGAAGGUCUCAAGCGAUUGUCGAAAUCUGAUCCCUGCGUAUUAACCAUCAUCAAUGAAGCCGGCGAGCACAUUGUUGCUGGCGCUGGUGAACUACAUCUAGAGAUAUGCUUGAAAGAUCUCGAAGAAGAUCAUGCCGGUAUUCCAUUGAGGAUAUCAGAUCCAGUCGUGUCAUACCGAGAAUCGGUUGGCGAGGCAUCAAGCAUCACUGCUUUAUCCAAGUCUCCCAACAAGCAUAAUCGUCUUUAUGUCACCGCACAGCCAAUGGACGAGGACGUCUCGAAGGACAUCGAAUCAGGAAAGAUCAGCCCUCGUGACGAUCUUAAAGCUCGAGCCCGUAUUUUGGCUGAUGAGCACGGAUGGGACGUUACCGAUGCUCGAAAGAUCUGGUGUUUCGGCCCUGAAACGACAGGCGCCAAUCUGCUAGUGGACCAGACUAAGGCUGUUCAAUAUCUGAACGAAAUCAAGGAUUCCGUGGUAUCUGGAUUCCAGUGGGCGACCAAGGAAGGCCCAGUGGCUGAGGAGCCGAUGCGGUCAGUCCGCUUCAACAUUCAAGAUGUGACUCUCCAUGCCGAUGCUAUCCACCGUGGUGGUGGCCAACUCAUUCCUACUGCGCGGCGUGUGCUGUAUGCUGCCGCACUUCUGGCACAACCGAGCAUCUUGGAACCUGUCUACCUGGUUGAGAUUCAAGUACCCGAACAAGCAAUGGGCGGUAUCUACGGUGUCCUCACCCGACGUAGGGGUCACGUCUUCUCUGAGGAGCAGCGUCCAGGAACACCACUAUUCAACGUCAAGGCCUAUUUACCUGUCAACGAAUCUUUCGGCUUCACUGCCGACCUACGGUCACAUACUGGUGGUCAGGCCUUCCCUCAGAUGGUGUUCGAUCAUUGGCAGAUUUUACCUGGUGGAUCACCACUUGACCCAACCACGAAGCCUGGGCAGAUUGUGCAAACGAUGCGGAAGAGGAAAGGAAUCAAGGAAGUUGUACCGGGUGUUGACAAUGUGAGUCCAAUACUCCUAGCACGAGACAGAACACUUACUAAUCAUUCCCUUGCAGUAUUAUGA
Bacidia gigantensis is the source of this 2541-nucleotide messenger RNA. RefSeq names its product Elongation factor 2 (gene COT3). The coding region runs from base 1 to 2541 and encodes 846 amino acids. The record is from RefSeq and is a predicted model, not a curated record. Gene Ontology annotation, biological process: translational elongation. Gene Ontology annotation, molecular function: translation elongation factor activity; GTPase activity; ribosome binding. Gene Ontology annotation, cellular component: cytosol; ribonucleoprotein complex. The transcript has 3 exons. Lineage: Eukaryota; Fungi; Ascomycota; Lecanoromycetes; Lecanorales; Ramalinaceae.